UUGAACUGCAGUUUUGAAAACAACUGGUUUUUCACCUUGACUGUCUCCUUAUUCAUGCAAGUGAUUAUCUUAUAUUUAAUCUUAUAUAUAAUCUCCUGAAACACUACAAACUUGUGCUUAAUGGUAAACUAGUGACUGCAGGAGCAGGACUGAGUAAAACUGGCUUAGCCACCCUCUGCUGGCCAUGAAGUCACUCAGACAGGAGCUCAUAUUCUGUUCAUUACGGUAAUCAGCCCUGAAGAACACAGGACUUUCAGGAAGUGGACGUUCCCUCAGAAAUCUGCCUUCAGCUCCACAGCAGAACUCAGACGCCUUGGACAGUGAGCGCUGUCUCUCCGUGAGGUUCCUGGGGUCAGAAACCUGAGAGAGAUUGACCUCUCUACUCUCUGACCGCAGGAAUGAAGCCACUGGCUCUGCUUCCGACAGAUCUGACACCCGGUGAGGAGUCCAGGGGUCGCUCCAGCCGUACUGUUCCGAGCUUGGAGAACCGUAUCCUGGCCCAGGCCUCAUCCAUUCUGUCCCAGCCUCUUUCCUCAGCUCCAGCACGACCAGCUCCAACCUCGUCCAUCUCCUCCCCCUGUCCAGCUCUCCAGCCAUCCCGACUCUCCUCCACCCAGCUGAAGCAGGAUCUCUUCCAGUUCCCCUCUGUCUCCUCCUCUCUCCGCCCUCCUCACUCCCUCAGCACUGCACUGCAAAGCACAACGCCCCCUGCUGGAGGGCUUUCUGCUGGUGGGGUUUCUUCCAGUGGAACGUCUGUUGGAGGGCUUUUUUCUGAAGGACUUUCUGCUGAAAGGCUUUCUGAUGGAGGGCUUGCGCCUGGAGGGCGUUCUGGCGGACUUUCUGCUGGUGAGGUUUCUGCUGUUGGACCUUCUGCUGGUGAGGCUUCUGCUGGUGGACCUUCUGCUGGUGAGGUUUCUGCUGGUCCUGACGAAGAUCAGCCAAGUCUGGUACAUAGAAAGAGAGUUUGGAAGCAGGUGAGCCUGUGCUCCACUAAAGAUGUCCAGUCACGUAAUGAGGAGUUGACCAAGGAUUUGGACAUCCAUGAGGGUCUGGUGGAGAUGGACCAGGCGCCAGAUGUGGAGCUGAGAGUGACUGAAGAAGAGGAGAAGUGGACGGUGGAGCUCAGUGAAGAAUUUAGGGUGCCUGAAACCGAUUUUAGUGAAGAAGCAGAAGCACUGAAGGAUAAGAAGUAUAAGCUGCUGAACAUGGUGUGCUGCUCUCUGGUGAGUAAAAGCUGCUCUCCUGGCCAGAAGGGCUGGAACAAGAACAAAAGCGUGUGGAACAAGAUCAGGAACCUGGCAGAGAUGAUCAACUCCAACGAUCCGGAGUUUCUUCUCAAGGUGGCCGUCUACACUCGGCAGGAACUUAACAAGCGCCUCAUGGCCAGCUUCCUGCUUGCUUUGGCCGCUCACCUUCCCGGCUCCAAGCCGCACCUGAGGAGGUACUUUUGUGCAGCAGUGCAGAUGCCGUCUGAUUGGCUGCAAGUGGUGAGGAUCUACAGCACGUGUUUCAGCUCAUCUCUGCCCACAUGCCUGAAAAAAGCUCUGGUGGACAAAUUCAAGCAGUUCAGUGAAGGUCAGCUGGCCAAAUAUGGCAAACGCAGCCGGAGGAAGCGCAGAGCCACGGAUUUUCCUCCUGACCAGAGCAAGAAAUGGGCAGACCUCCUCAGAACAGACCACUCAAACCUGCAGAAACACUUACAGAGGGAUCAGAGUGAGUUCAGCAUGCAGAAGCUGAUAAAACGUCUCCACAUCAAAGAGCCCGCAGAGUUAGUCAUGAGCAUCCUGGGGAAGAAGUACCCUGCCGAUGCGAAGGUGUUUGAGCGCAGUGGUCUGAGUGGAGUUUGGCAGAGUGACCGCGCCGGUCAGAGAAUGAAACUCAAACAGCCGGACACGUGGCAGACCACACUGAGCCGAGAGGGAAACAAGGCUGCUACCUGGGAAAAGAUGAUCGACAGGAACUCUCUGCCGUUUGUGGUGAUGCUAAAGAACCUGAGGAACAUGAUCACUCAGGGCAUCAGUGCCAAACACCACGACAAGAUACUGAAACGACUCACAUCAGAGUCGGCUGUGAUCCAGAGUAAACUGCUCCCUUUCAGCUUCCUCGCCGCAUAUAAAGUCAUUAUGCAGCUCAGCAGGUUUGUUGACUCUACGCCGGACAGCCAUAAGGUCAUCCUGCAGGGGAUUGUGAAGAGGUUUCGGAAGCGUAAGGCCUUUAAGUAUGUGGACUGGACAUCGGCCAGUCGCCGGAGGAUGCGAGCAACGCUUGGAGUGCCACUCGUCUACCGUCUCUACAAAGUGAAACGCAGACUCCUGCAGAGAGCCAGCCAGAGGAAGUUCAGUCAGGAGCUGCUGGAGCGAUACCUGCAGGCUCUGCUGAAGGCCGUGGAGAUUUCCUGCAGAUACAACAUCCCCCUGAUACCCGGACGCACCCUCAUCUGCCUUUCUGAUAACUUUUAUGACAACAACUGGAAACAGGCUGGGGAGUUCUUUCUGCCUCCAGACCCCUCAGAGAAGGCGGAGAAGACCCUCCCAGAACCUUCAGAGGACACAGAGAAGACCCUCCCAGAACCUUCAGAGGACGCAGAGAAGACCCUCCCAGAACCUUCAAAGGACACAGAGGAGACCCUCCCAGAACCUUCAGAGGACGCAGAGGAGAACGAUUCAACACUUGCAGGGCAGCAGGCAGCUAUCCUUUUGGCCAUGCUGUUGAGAUACGGCUGUGAGCACUCGCAGGUCCAGUUUAUGAGCUACAGCGGAUUUCACGAGGUGGAGUUUAAGUCUGACAACUUUUUGGAGAACGCGUGGCACGGAAUUAAACAGAUGAAGACAUCCUGGAAGGAGGAGCUAAAGUGGACAUCAUACUGUAACUUCUUCUCAAAGUUGACUGCAGACAAAACAAAGGUGGAUAAUAUAAUCGUGGUGAAUGAGUACUGGUUGGAUUCCACUUUAGAGUCUGAAGUGUACAGAUACCGCAAGAACACCAGCAGUGACGCUCUUGUGGUUUACCUGGUGCUCAAACCAGAUGGGGACGACAGUGAUGACAACCAUGAUCCUCACGUUGUGUAUCUCUCGGAGUUCAGUAAGCAGAUCCUGAAGUUUGUUUCAGAGAGAGGUUCCUCCAGGCUCUUGGACCAUGUGGAGAACAUGGACAAGCUGUAUGAGAUCCCUCCUCCAGCCGGAUUCAGAGACAAACCAGAGAGAACCACAGACGUCGUCCCAUUGCCUGCCACUCCAAAGCUCAGGUGGCGAGAGGUGCGUGUGGUCAUUUCGUCGUCGUUGCGGGACGUGUACGCUGAGAGGGAUGUUUUGGUGCACUCUGUGUUUCCGGAGCUGCGGCGCCGUGUGGCUCCACACUGCCUCUACCUGCAGGAGGUGGAACUGCGCAGUGGUUUAUCAGAGGAGGAGGCGGCUCAGGCCGUGGAGCUUUGUCUGUCAGAGGUGGGCCGCAGUCAGCUGCUGCUGGGGAUUCUAGGAGAGAGAUACGGGCCGGUUCUGCCUCAGCCUGCGCUGACCAGUCAGCCUCAAAACAGCUGGCUGAACUCCGCCCCCUCUGGGCUGUCAAUCACAGAGAUGGAGAUCCGUCAGUUUCACUCUCUGUAUCCCGACUCUGCUCAGAGACGCAUGUUCUUCUACUUCAGAUCUCCACACCUGGUCAGCUCAGUUCCUGUGGCGUGGAGAGCGGACUUCACAGCCGAGUCGAGAGAAUCAGAGGCUAAAAUGGACGAGCUGAAGGAAUGGAUCCGGACAAACCAGUUCAGAGUGACAGAAAAUUACCCGUGUGAGUGGGGGGGUAAGGGGGUGGACGGACGGCCCUGUGUGAAAGGACUGGAGGAGUUUGCGAAGGCUGUGGUGGAAGAUCUCUGGGCAGCUUUACAGGAGCUCUUUAUGGAGGAAGUAAACGAGGCUGAUGUGACGUCGGAGAUUACCGAACAAGAAGUUCAUCAGGAGGCUCAGCGCCGACACUUCCACGGCAGAGGGAAACUGGUUUCCAUGGCGAUAGAGAAAGUUAAAGAGUGUCAGCAAAAAGGAGGAAUCCUAUUGGUGGAGGGGCGCCGUGCAGAGGGCAAGACCGCUUUCAUGGCUGUCGUGGCUCAUACGCUCUUAACUCCAGACCAGUCGAAGAACAAAGCUCCUCUGUGUGAUGUCGUUUCCUAUUCCACAGCUGCUAGCCAAUCAGCUGGCAGCGUCAGCCAACUCCUACGCUGGCUGGUCCAAAGACUGAGGAAGAUGAGGGGCGAGGAGGAGGAGUUGACUUCCAGCACAUCUUACAGAGCCCUGCUGUCCGAGUUCCACCUGCACUUGUCCGACCUUAGAGAAGGUCCACCCCUGGCCGUCUUCAUUGAUGGGGUGGACCUUGUGCAUGAUGCUAGAGGUCAAGUGGUUUCUGAAUGGAUACCUGAGCACCUUCCCAAGGGAGUCUGUCUGGUCCUGAGUGUCACCACAGAUUCAGCCCUCCGUGUCGCUCUCAGUAAGAAGAAGCGCUGCGUGUUGUUUCCGCUUGGGGAGUUAGCCUUGACUGACCGCAGGGAGAUCGUGCAGGAGGAGCUGGGAGUGGAUGGAGAGGAACUGAGUGAUCCAGCGUUCAGUAAACAGCUGCAGACGCUGCUGAUGAAGAAGGGAGCCGUCAGUCCACUUUACCUCCGACUGGCCUGUGAGGAGCUGAGGAGCCUCUCUUCACUGCAGAAGAUGAAGGACAGUCUCCAGGCUCUUCCUCACUCUCUGUCCGAGUUGGUGCAGCUCACUCUGCUCAGGCUGCAGUCUCAGUUUGGGGCAGCAGGGCUGGACUGGACACUGGCCGCUCUGACCGUCAGCUCCACCGGUCUGAGGGAGAGAGAUCUGUACCCUCUGCUGAAUCUGUGCAGUGACCUGAGAUCCACUCAGCGCCCCCCAACAUGGCAGGAAACACUACAGCUGGCCAGGAACCCAAAGAGCCGAGUGCCGAUGGCAGUGUUUUACCAGCUGACCCAAAAUUUACGAAGUUUGAUCCGGCCGUCUGUUCCUCACGCACCGGACGAGCUCCUGACUCUGACCAAUGAGGAUGUGCGGUCAGCUUUCCAACAACUUUACGUCUCCACAGAGGAGGAGCGAACCAGAGCUCAUCUGAUCCUGGCAGCUCACCUCUGGAUACGAUCGGAUCCUCACGGGAACGACACCUUUAUUCACUGUGACGUGGACGCUCUCACUCACCUGCUAAACCACCUGAUGAAGUGUGGUCAGUGGGGGCCUGUGCGUUUCCUGCUGUCCAGUUACUACUUUCUGUAUGCUAAUGUGCGGCAUGGACUCCUGCGCCCCCUGCUGGAGAACUUUGCAUUGUUUUUAAAGAGAGAUGAAGCUCACAGACCCUUCACAGAGCCAUCAGGUGACUCAGGUGAUCUUCAGCAAUGUGCUGAUUUCCUGAAGAGACACGCCCCCCUCCUCACUGAUUGGCCGGCCUUGUUUGUGCAGCAGGCUCUGAACGAAGUGGACGGUUCUCCGGCUCAAGUCUGGGCUCAGAAGAUGAUCCAGCAGGGAGGAGUCAGAGCGCUGAAGUGGCUCAACAACACUGAACACACACUCAGACAGACUGGUGACCUGGUGUCCAGUUUGCUCUGGACUCCGUCCUGUGUGGCGGUCAGUCCAGGGGGAGGACGCGUGGUGGUGGGGACAGAGAAGGGCACUCUGCACGUUUUCCUCUCUAAGACCUUACAGGAAGUGAAGUCACUGGUCAGCAGCUGUGAUGGCAUCUCUGGCUGCGUCUUCCUGGAGGAGUCUGUGGUCUGUAUCACCUUGUACAGCGGUCAGGUGGAGGUGUGGGACAUUCACUCCGGCUGCAGGACGUCCCGUCUGAAGGUCCACUCCAGCAGAAUCACAGGUUGUGAUGUCAGCUCAGACAGGAGACUCUUUGCGACCGUCUCUCUGGACUUCAGCCUGAAGGUGUGGUCAUCCCGUGGGCUCCAGCAGAUGGCGUCUCUCCUCCAGCCCUCCCCUCCAAACUGUGUAACCUUUGACCCUAAGGGUGGGCUGCUGGGGGUGGGCUGCUGGGACGGAGUGGUGAGAGUUUGGGACUGGAAGAGACGAGAGAACCGUGCGACUCUCUCAGGUCAUCACUCGUCCGUGCUCUGUCUGUCGUUUUCUCCCUCCUCCUCCUCUUUGCUGUGUUCAGGUAGUUUGGAUGGGGAGGUCAGGUUGUGGUCAGUUCCUACGGUGUCCUGUGUGUGGUGCUGUCAGGCUCACCGCGGCUCUGUUGCAGAGAUCAGUUUUCUGCCUGAUGGAGAGACGCCGCUGAGCGCCGGACGAGACGGAACGGUGCAGCUUCGUGGCCUUGUUUAUUGCUACAGCGGUGCUGUCCGCGCCUUAGCGAGGGGACGUGACGGGCGUUUUUUCUCGGUAUCUGAUGACCGCACUCUCAGAGCAUGGAGCGUCACUCCAGAAAGACGUCUUAAAGAGAAGGAUUUCUUGAGUGCGGCCUGCUUCCUAGAGAAAGGUGAACUGCAGGCGUGUGGUUUCAGAUCAGGCAAACUGGAGUUAUGGCAUCACAACUCGCUGAUUUACUCCAAAAAGGUUAAUGACAGCUGUAUUCGGGCAGUGACCGGUAUGCCGGAUAAACAGCUGGCUGUGGGCUGCAGUGACCACUCUGUGUCUGUGUGGAAGUUUGACUUGGACUCUCAGCCCUGCACUGCAGAUCUGUCGAAGGUGUUGUCGUAUUCGGUGAAAUCUCCUGUGGUUCGCCUGCUCUACAAUAACAUCCUGCUGGGAGUUUAUGUUGACUCCUGUAUCAGUGUCAUCACCUCUAAAAUGAUAGAUAGUAUCAGAUUCAAUCAGGACUGGACGAAUAACACACGACCUCUGGGGGUCGCGAAGAACGAUGAAAAGAGCAUAUGGGUUCUAGGAGAACAUAAAUGUGAACUCCGGCUCAUCUUCACCCUCUCUGUAGUUUCCGACAAACACUGGCAAACGUCUUUCUGUGACGUUCAGCUUGGUGGAGAGAAAGACAGCGAUGGUGAAGAGGAUGAAGAGGAGUCUAAGUCUAAAGGGUCAUGUGAGGAGCCAAAUAAGGAGGUGCAUGAAGAAACGUUUGUGAAACAGUCUGAGGAGCCACACGAGGAGAGGCAAGACGGAACCUGUGAGGAGCAGUCUGAGGAGACAUCUGAGGAAGUAUGUGAGGAGCCACAUAAAGAAACACAUGAGGAACAGUCUGAUAAGGCGUGUGUAGAACCAUGUGAAGAAACGCAUGAGGAACAGUCUGAGGAACAUUGUGAGGAAUAUAAACCAAGGAAAACGUUGAUUUCAGCUGCAGCUAUGCAUAGAGGGUUUAUUGUGUGUGGAGAUGUCAGAGGGUACAUGUGGUCCUACCAGCCACCAAGCAUGACCUCGAGUGAAAAAAGACAAGCUCACAGUGACCAGGUCAGCGUGCUUCGCCUCACAGAUAGAGCCAUUAUCUCUGCCUCUUACGAUGGGACUGUCAAACUGUGGGACAGAAACACAAAGAAACAGGUGGGUCUGUUUGUUUGUGGGGCUCCGGUGGAGAUACUGGAGGUGAACGAGGAUGACCCCGGUCAGCUGAUGUGCGGAGAUGCCUUGGGGCAGGUCUACUUCCUGUCCUGGACUGGGUGAAGCCCCCCAACGCCUUUACAUUCAGGCUGCAGACACGCCCCCAGCUAGUUAAUCAUGGAUAGUACACUAUACACUAUAAGUGUUCCUGCAGCUCAUUUUGCCGUUUACACUAGCAUUCAAGAGUUUGGGGUUAUAUUUACAGGCUUUAUGUAUUUUCUCUACAAUAAUAACUAUAGUGAUUUUAGGGAUGCACAGGUAAUGAAUUUAUAUGGGUGAUUCUGAUUAUUUAUCCUCAACAAAAACAUUAAUGGGCCAAGUAUUGAGCCUUGAGGUACGCCACAUGAAAAAAUAUUUGAAAUCAGUGAAUAAUUACUCCAUGAGUAUUAUUUACAAUGACAACUUACACAAACAUGCUGUUUCAAUACCUUCAUUCCCCACAAUGCACUUUAAAACACGCAGCCCCUCCCAAAAAAGUGCUUUUCAUUUAAAACUUUAAUGAAAUUUAGUGUUAGAAAAUGUUGAAGCCCAGAUAUUUUAUCCUUGUUAUAUACAGUAUGUGGCUUGGGGUGAAGCCCCCCAAUGCCUUCAGGCUGCAGACACGCCCCCAGCUAGUUAAUCAUGGAUAGUGCACUAUACACUGUAAGUGAUGUUCUCAGGGUUCCUGCAGCUCAUUUUGCCGUUUACAAUAGCAUUCAAGAGUUUGGGGUUUCUUUACAGCCAAACUGACUGAUUUUUAUUAACUUCUUCAAACCUGAAGCUGUUUGGACUAUUGAACACAUGAAACACACGAGCACAUUUCCAGCACUUUCUAUUACACAAAAUCACAAUAUAAAUAAGUUUUUGUUCUUUAAGGGGCCACAUUAAAAGUAAGAAGCAAUUGGCUAUUUAGCACAAUGAGUAUAAAUAUAUUAUGACACUAUUAUUGUUGUUAUACUAUGUACUGUAAGUACAAAACAGCAGUUUAAAUUCCAGCUUCUAUUCUUUU
Molecule: messenger RNA, 8520 nt
Organism: Colossoma macropomum (tambaqui)
Lineage: Eukaryota; Metazoa; Chordata; Actinopteri; Characiformes; Serrasalmidae
Product: telomerase protein component 1-like
Exons: 48
Coding region: 399-7595 (2398 amino acids)
Biological process (GO): telomere maintenance via recombination
Cellular component (GO): telomerase holoenzyme complex
Molecular function (GO): telomerase activity; protein binding; telomerase RNA binding
Source: RefSeq, a predicted model, not a curated record